AUGUCGUUCAGUUCUCCAAUUCCAACUUCAAUCAAAUCGAUGAGCUGUUUGAUUUAUUCCAUGACUGCUCUUUCGAAAUUCUCGUCUUCCCGUGCAAUCAAUCCAAUAAUGAGGAGUCGUCCUGGGAGAGUGAUCUUCCCUAUUUUUUCAAAUACCAGCCAAAAAUCUACCAAAAAAUCGAUGUGAACGGAGUAAACACUGAUCCUUUGUACAAGUUGUUGAAGAAAGUGAAUGUCGUGACACUGGGCGACUCUAUCGGGAUAUUAGGCGAUUCGAUCUGUUAUAACUUUACAAAGUUUUUUGUUGGUAAAGACGGACACGUUAUCAAACGAUUCUGCCGCACCACCUUGCCGAAGGACAAAUUGACUUACGAUAAGGGAAAACUAUAUCAAGUUGAACUUUAUUUAUUUCAGAGAUAA
Molecule: messenger RNA, 419 nt
Organism: Caenorhabditis elegans
Lineage: Eukaryota; Metazoa; Nematoda; Chromadorea; Rhabditida; Rhabditidae
Source: the annotation of a RefSeq genome assembly